Molecule: messenger RNA, 1368 nt
Organism: Rhodofomes roseus
Lineage: Eukaryota; Fungi; Basidiomycota; Agaricomycetes; Polyporales; Fomitopsidaceae
Product: NIF-domain-containing protein
Exons: 4
Coding region: 1-1368 (455 amino acids)
Molecular function (GO): protein serine/threonine phosphatase activity
Source: RefSeq, a predicted model, not a curated record
AUGAACUCGCUGACCUACCUCUCGCGGCAGUUCGAUGUGCUAGCCUCUCCCCGUGCGCCACCGUCUACGCCGGUCUCAGAAUCGCCGCCCUCCCUCUCCGCUGCUGGUGAUCGUCAACAAGAGACCCGACUUCCACGAGUAAGGACCUGGUCGACGAAGUCAUUUCGCGUUCCGUUGCCCGGUAGUCCAUCGGGGCCGUGGACCCUCAGACGGUCCUUGUCUUCCCCGGCAGUCGCCUCUCCCGACCAGCCUGUGCAGUUCAGGCUUCGACGCCCCUCAUCUUCCUCUAAACAGCCUUCGAGACCGCCAUCUCGACGUCCUUCCGUCUCGUCAACCGAGAAGGCAGCCCCGCCCAUUGACGGCGUCAUCCACAGUAUAUUCCUCUUGGGCUUCUUCCUCCUUCUGUGGCACUAUAUCUGUGCAGCAUGGAGAACGAUCACUCGCCAACGACAAGCACGAGUAGCUGACGAGGUAGCCGUGGAGGAUGGCUCGGAUGAGGACGAGAAGGACACUGAAGACGAGAGUAAGGACGUGAAACCUGUAUUAUUACGCCAACCAACAUUUCCCCCCGCAAUCCCACCACCAUUAUCCCAACCCCCACCACCGCCGUCUUCAAGCAUCUCCGCAGAAUCCAGUACCACCGCCGCCGGUCUUUCGCCCUCUGAGAUACCCAUACCGCCCGCCACUAAUCCCGAGGUCCCCGUCCGUGCCGUCCCAGCGACCCACACUGGGACCUCCUCACGCGCAUCUACCCCCAGCGGCGUCGCCCACAAAACGCCUUUCCAUCUGCCCAAGACGCUUGUGUUGGAUCUGGACGAGACCCUCAUCCACUCGACGUCGCGGCCGAUGAUGUCGGCCUCAAGCGGGACGGGCUUCCUGGGUCUCAGCAUAUUUGGUCACUCAAACAAGGGCGCUGGCCAUGUUGUGGAGGUCAUGCUUGGAGGUCGUAGUACAUUGUACCACGUCUACAAGCGGCCAUUUGUGGACUAUUUUCUGCGGAAGGUGUCUACGUGGUAUACGCUCGUUAUAUUCACGGCAUCUAUGCAAGAGUAUGCCGAUCCUGUCAUUGACUGGUUGGAUGCUGGUAGGGGGAUCCUGACCCGUCGAUUAUUCAGAGAGUCAUGUACACAACUGCCGAACGGGUCAUAUUCAAAAGACCUGUCCAUCGUCGAAGCGGACCUGGCACGAGUUUGUCUCAUAGACAAUUCACCAGUAUGUUACAGUAUCAACGAAGCGAACGGCAUACCUAUAGAGGGAUGGACGCAUGACCCACACGACGAAGCGUUACUGGACCUUUUGCCCGUCCUUGAUUCACUCCGCUUUACGAGCGAUGUCCGGCACGUCUUAGGGAUUCGUGGUUUCUCAUGA